AUGGCCGGCAUUGAAGGCAAAAGCAACCUCUCCUUCAUCCUCAACAAGCCCCACGACGUCGAGUUCGCCGAGCGACCCGUCCCCAAGCUCUCGGACCCCCACGAUGUCCUCGUCGCCGUCAACUACACGGGCAUCUGCGGCUCCGACGUGCACUACUGGGAGCACGGCGCCAUCGGCCACUUCGUCGUAAAGGACCCCAUGGUCCUCGGCCACGAGUCGGCCGGCACCGUCGUCCAGGUCGGCGAGAACGUCAAGACACUCAAGGUCGGUGACCGAAUCGCCCUCGAGCCCGGCUACCCGUGUCGCCGCUGCGGCGACUGCCUGGCCGGCACCUACAACCUCUGCCACGAGAUGCGCUUCGCCGCCACCCCGCCGUACGACGGCACCCUGGCCGGCUUUUGGGUCGCCCCCUCCGACUUCUGCUACAAGCUGCCCGACAACGUCUCCCUGCAGGAGGGUGCCCUGAUCGAGCCCCUGGCCGUUGCCGUCCACAUCACCAAGCAGGCCCGCGUCCGGCCGGGUGCCUCGGUCGUCGUCAUGGGCGCCGGCCCCGUCGGCCUCCUCUGCGCCGCCGUCGCGCGGUCCUUUGGCGCCACCAAGGUCGUCAGCGUCGACAUUGUCCAGUCCAAGCUCGACUUCGCGCGGGGCCUGGCCUCGACGCACGCCUACCUCUCCCAGCGCAUCCCGGCCGAGGACAACGCCAAGGCCAUCAUCGAGCAGUGCGACCUCGGCGCCGGCGCCGACGUCGUCAUCGACGCCAGCGGCGCCGAGCCCUCGAUCCAGACGAGCCUGCACGUCGUCCGCAUGGGCGGCACCUACGUCCAGGGCGGCAUGGGCAAGGCCGACAUCAACUUCCCCAUCAUGGCCCUGUGUCUGAAGGAGGUCACGGCCCGCGGCAGCUUCCGCUACGGCCCGGGCGACUACAAGCUCGCCAUCGACCUCGUCGCCAACGGCAGCGUCAACGUCAAGAAGCUCGUCACCGGCAUCGUCGAGUUCGAGCAGGCCGAGGAAGCCUUCAAGAAGGUCAAGGAGGGCCAGGUCAUCAAGAUCCUCAUCGCCGGCCCCAACGAGAAGGUAGACGCCAGCUUCAGCACCGAGGUCGACCCCGCCAAGGCGGCCGAGGGCGGCAACCAGGGCGGAUGCUGCUAG
Colletotrichum graminicola M1.001 is the source of this 1149-nucleotide messenger RNA. RefSeq names its product alcohol dehydrogenase GroES-like domain-containing protein. Gene Ontology annotation, biological process: D-sorbitol catabolic process. Gene Ontology annotation, molecular function: L-iditol 2-dehydrogenase (NAD+) activity; zinc ion binding. The coding region runs from base 1 to 1149 and encodes 382 amino acids. Lineage: Eukaryota; Fungi; Ascomycota; Sordariomycetes; Glomerellales; Glomerellaceae. The transcript is spliced from 2 exons. The record is from RefSeq and is a predicted model, not a curated record.